Messenger RNA from Emiliania huxleyi CCMP1516, 540 nucleotides. RefSeq lists its product as hypothetical. The coding region runs from base 1 to 540 and encodes 179 amino acids. Lineage: Eukaryota; Haptophyta; Isochrysidales; Noelaerhabdaceae. The record is from RefSeq and is a predicted model, not a curated record. The transcript has a single exon.
AUGGAGGCCAGCAAGGAGAGGGCCUCGGCCGUGCUCGGCGCGGGCGCCAGGGGUCACGCCCAGCGGCGGGCUGCACGUUUGCAGCAGGAGGAGCAGGCGAUGCAGGCAUCGGUGAUCCAGGCGCAAUUGCGGGGCAGGAGGGAGCGGAUCAACCCGACGGCUGAGUCCAAUGUGCGGCGGGCCCGUUCCGAAAAGGACCCCGCGAUGCAAAGCGCCGCCUAUCUGGAACAGCACAAGAUCAUUCCUCUCCUGGAGCUGCUCGCGCAGAAACUUCUCAUCGAGAGGCCAGCGGAUCCCCGCGCGUACCUGGUGGGCGAGCUCCAGGCGUUGCACACGGUGGCGGAUCCCGCAUCGCCACGCCACUUCUUCAGCGACAGCGACAUCGAGACUCUAUUCCAAAUGUAUUCUGUUGCAAGCACUCGCGGCCUCACGGCCGGGCAGUGCCGUGAAGCACUGGACGCGCUCGGACUACAGCACGUUGCGACCCCUCCCGCCCCUGUUGAUCUCGCAGCUUUCAAGGCCUCCAUACCUGCCAUCUGA